This is a messenger RNA of Lachancea meyersii CBS 8951, 2265 nucleotides long. The record is from the annotation of a GenBank genome assembly. NCBI's taxonomy places the organism in Eukaryota, Fungi, Ascomycota, Saccharomycetes, Saccharomycetales, Saccharomycetaceae.
AUGGCUCAAUUGAGCGCGAGAUUAGAUAGCGAGCUUCGCAGCAUUUCUCAGAAACUGGAUAGCAUUUUUUCUGACGAAGAUGCCGUUUCAGUUAGCAUUGAAAGCGAUCCCAAACUCAAGCUUCUCGAUGAGCCUGUUCUGAAGAAGGAGGCAAAGGACACACAGACACUCCUGGCGCGAGAUGCGCAGCUCAGCAAGCAGCUUGUGGUGUAUCGCGAGCUGAGUCUAGUCUCAGAUCUUGUGGAAGAGGCCAAAAUGAACCUGCAACUGUUGGAGCUUGAAAACUGCUUCUUCUCUCUGCAGAACAUACGCAAAAAACUACAUGCUCUGGACCUCACAAGACUGCCGAUGCGGUUCGAGCAAGAUCUCAAAUUGCAUCUCGACGAAAUGCAUGCAAACCUCAUCUUGCGUUGCGAAGACGUCAUGCACCAGUUUUGGGACAUUGGUGCGCGCCACAUCACAUUUGUGCGAAACACAACCGUCGGAUCCGACCAAGUCGAAGUGGAAUACACACAGUUUCGCCAAUUUUUAACGAGCUGUUUCUACUCAGAGGGCAAUUUUCAGCCUACAAGCUGGUUCGUGUCCUCACUUAGCAUGAGUGAUACUCGAGAAACCGUGACUAGAAAGCUGUCGAAAAUCUACGCGGACUAUAUAGCAUUGGAAUUGGGUCAGGAGAAAUUGAAAACAUUUCUGUUCUCCACCGAUGUGCUACUGAAGAUUGAACGCAAUACUACCCUUGAGCUAGUGUCUAUGAAAUGCACAUUAAAAGAAACACUACACAGUUUUGGCGCUAUUGUACACUUUCUGUCACAGGUCAUCAUAGUCGAUGACGCUAACAUUAUUUUGUCCCGCUUGGGCAGCACACUUGCUUUCGAAGUACUGAAGUUUUUUAAGCAAAACUCCAAUGCUUUGCUUGCACCCGACGAUGGGCAUAAAGUAUUACUUACGGAGCUUAAUAACGAUUUGAAACAUUUAUCAAAUAGCUCUAACGGCAACUGGGUCUAUGACGGAAGGGAACUUGACUCCAUGCUAAAUGACGACUCUGUCAUCAACAAUCUCAAAUUAGACAAGUUGUUACAGUCGCAAAUCUCUAGAAUAAGAGAAGUAUUCCGCACUCAAGACUGGAAAACUGCCUCCUUCGUUGAGCUUCCUCGUACGGAAGCUUCUAAAAGCAGGUCAGAAAUUCCGGUAACACAAAAAGAAGAAGAGAGUGCACAUGAAUCAGAAGACGAAUGGGGAUGGGGACAUGAAAACGACAUCCCUGAGAUCGAAGAAGAGGAAGAACAUGAUGGUUGGGAUGACGAAAUCGAGCUAAAUGAUGAAACCGAACUUCCAAUGGGUGACAAGCAAGGGUCACGGACACCAUCUAGAUCCGAGCGCCGCAGCGGAGUUCUGGAAAAUGACGAUUGGCAGAGUGCCUGGGACGAAAACGAAGGUAAAGGUGAGGAACAACCUGGUAGCAGAAAAAUUACGAAACUCCCUGAUCUGUGUUUUCAGGUUCUUCAAGAUUUUGAAACCGGAUGUGAUGAAAUUGGAAGGGACAAAAUCCAGACAGUAGUGGAUUACAAAAGAAACCUACUACUGACAUCGUUUAUGGCCAUGUGUGUUUGCAAAUGUGAAGACUGGUGGCAGCUGCACCGCGACAUUGAAUACAUUACAUUGAAAUAUCCAGAUCAGCGGAAGAUAUUCCGGCUGAGAGAGCUUGACGCACACUCUGUGCAGACGCAUGUGGACAAUUUGAAGAAAACAAUAAAGGCUCUAAUGGAACAACAGUUCCGCAACUUCCAAGCAAACGACAAAGCGCCCAAUUGGGGCAUCACUGUUGAAUUUUUGCUGCCGUAUCUGGAGACGGUAGCUUUUCCGGCGAUUUUCAAACUGCAAGACCCGCAAAUGCUAAGUGGAUUUGUAGAGUUCGUCUACCAUGAAUGUUUUGUCUCCAAAGUAAUGUCCUGGCGGAUGAUUUCGGAGAAAAACUCCGAGAAUCUGGAGGAAAUGAUCAAGCUGAUUCUGACAAGCACGAGGCAUCCCAUGUUGGACGCAGACGAACGGUGCAAGUACUCUCGUGAAAAACUCGCUGUCAUCGGAAACGUUCUCACGGCCCACCUCACUGACAUAAUGCACAUGUUUUCGAAUGGCGAUUUCUAUCUAUUUUCGACAGACGAAAUUGUUCAGUGGAUAGUGCUACUUUUUGCCGACACUAGCUUAAGACGAGAAUGCAUUGACGAGGUACGGACUAUUCGUCAAGAGCAAAGUGAGAACAACUGA